Molecule: messenger RNA, 3011 nt
Organism: Cydia strobilella
Lineage: Eukaryota; Metazoa; Arthropoda; Insecta; Lepidoptera; Tortricidae
Exons: 5
Coding region: 335-979 (214 amino acids)
Source: RefSeq, a predicted model, not a curated record
UUUCCGCCAUAUCAAAAACCGGUAAUACUUAACCGGUAAUUUGACUCGUGUCAGUAACAGCGUCUGUUGAUAGAUGGCGCUAUUAUCAAUUUGGUUCGAAGAGAGAGCGACCGCUUUGAAGGCGAAGUAGGCGCCCGCAGUGAAGACUCCUGGCCGAACUCCCGUUAUAAUGAACACCACACUUGUUGUCUUGUGCGGGCAGUGCGCCGACCGCACGCCCUUCCAUACACGCGAAUGUGACAUUACCACAUUCAAACAAUUUCGAAUAUAAAAAGUGUGCCACUCGAUUUAAUUAUCAUUAUUACCGGUGCAAUUGUUUUAAUUAAUAUUUAAAAUGUGCUCAAAGAAUUUAUUAGUAUGUUUGCAACUGGCUCUGUUAGCCGGGUUCGUGUCCGCUGAUUGCGGUCCAAGAUUAAAAUAUGCCUGGGGCGAUGCUCUACAAGGCACAGAAUGUCCGGGUCCGGACGGCUCUCCUUAUCCACGGCAUUUGGUAAACCGAGCGUUAAAAUCCGGAGCAUGGGGGCAGUCUUCACGUCAAGCACGAAACGUGCGGACAGUAGACCCGUCCAUCAUGCGACGAGCACUGCUGGAAGCACACGAGGGAUACUCCGAGGGAUUGAGGCCGCAGAAUGGCAGUAGAACUGGUCGCGCCAGCAACCUCCCCGGCCUAUCCCCGACUACGACGAACUCCUGCGGCGGCGGCCGCCUCUGCCGGACGCGGUACAAUACUACAGCGCCAAUGUACGGUGUGUCACUGACAUCCGGACAGCCGGUCACUAUUGUGCAGAAGUUCCCGGAUUUACUUCAGCAAGUUGUGUUUGAAGUUUGCGAAUCAAGCGAAUGCUCAGUCAUCCGCGGUUCGUGUACACAAACGUACGUCCCGUACUUGUUCCUAGUGCUGCCGCUCGGGCCCGUCACCCUGACAGGACAGGACUACGUACUGGUGGAGUCCGGGUGCGUCUGUCGGCCGGAUCCUUAAAACAAACUUUAUUGGUAGGUAGUAAAAUGAGGUUAAAAAUCCACAGACUAUAAAUGCUUCCUGUCAGAAAAACAAAAAGUCUGUGGUUUAUGUUUCAGUGGGUUUGACAUCUAAUGGCAUGUAUUUUUCUUGACCGAUUGCAGCGCCAUCUGCGUUAAGCUUUAAAAUUUAGAAUCCGUGGCUCAAGUUCAAACUAUGACAGCUUAUUUAAUAGACAAAGUUGCGUCCGAAUAAUGAAUUUGUUUGUGACACGAUUCGCUGUGGCCAAGCUUUUAAGGCCUCCACUCAUGUCACCGAUAAUUACAUGAAAUUCGCGUUUUAUCUACAUAGAGCCCUCCACACUCGUGCGCGAAUCACGGCGCUAAGCCGUGAACGCGAGUGUGGCGUCGAUUUCGCAGAUUGUUCACGCCUUCGCGCCUUGUUCCCCGUUUUUUUGUCGGUACUUCGGCCCGCGUCAAAGGAGACGAGAAUACACACUAUUUUGACUCCUCUGUGGCAAGAUAAAUAUUAAUUUUAUUAUAUUAUGAUAAUAUUAUAUUAAGCAGCUAUAUUGUACGGUUUUACAACAAAACAAAAUGGAAAAACAGCUAAAUCACAUAUGAUGCCAUAGAUAAUUAACAGUUAAACUCUCUUGCCGCAGUUGCCGCGAACCAAACUGCGAAAUCGCCGUGUGAAGUUGUGCGAAUGUAGUCGGCGAUAUGUUCGCUCCGCGAAGUCGCGCCGCGGUUCAUGCACAUUGGAGGGGGCUUAAGAUCGAUCGAUUGAUCAUUUGUGGUACCUACUUAAUCAUAUGCAAUUGCAACGUGAGUAGAGCCCUUUAGAGUUGAGCGCUAAACGCGAAAGAAAUAUUGACUAAUUAACACUUAGUUUAUAUAUUCUUAAAACUUUCGGCUUUGCCUAUGUAUAUUCACCUAAAUAAAUUUUCGAGUUAUUUGACAAUUUCUUUAAUGGCAUAUAUACCUAUAUGCCAUUUGUUAUACGUCUACUCAAACCUUGUCCCAAAUGAAGCGACGACGUGAAGGACACAAGGUAUGUGGAAAGUACUAAAUCCUUUGUAGGUGUGGACAAUGUCAGUAGCACAAACGUGUGUCAUACGCACUGAAAUCAUUAAGAAUUAUAAUAUAAUUCUACUACGUAAAAAAAAUAUUUUUACAAGAUUUUAAGUGGCAUGCUAGAAUAUUCUUUUAAUAAUAUAUUCUUUUAAUAAUUUCCAUUGCGUUACUUUUUGACGUACGUUCCCUGGUAACGGAAUGGAAAGUGGCAAAAUAAAGUGACAUAUUACUUGUAUUCUAUCGGAUCAUUGAAGUGGGUAAUACUAAGUAAUUUUUAUGCUUAAUAAAAUAGGUACAAGCGUUUAAAAAAUUAUUGAAAAUGUGCAUUGCUACUAAAUUUAUGUAGGUACCAGUAGAUUUUGAAUUUCUAAUACAAUUUGAUAUUUUCUGAAUAUGACUUCGAAAUUAUAGUAUCGCGAUUAAUUAUACGUUGAUGGAAUGGACACAAAGAUUUCUUUUGGUAUUUACGUAUUUAACGUAUGUAUGUUUGUUUGUGUAUUAAAUCAAAAUAGCUUGUUAGAUAUGAUAAUAAAGUUUAACUGUAUUAUCACAUACCUAACGAAUUUGUUGAAAUGACGAAACUGUUUCGUCGUUUUAUAUUGCAUUUAUUAAGAAUUUGCAUUUAUAUAGAAAUGACUGGAAUAUUGUUCUAAAAUACUGUAAAAUUGCCGACGAAUUUAUUUCAUUCAUUUGAUUUUUUAUUCUUCGGCCAUUUUGCGGUUGGAUGGUUGGAUUUUAUAUUUAAUUGACUUUUUUAUGUUUAAUAGACUGAAUUUAUUAAUGUUAAUUUAUAAAAACUGUAUUUAUUAUUUUUAUCCUCUGUUGUGAUGCAAAUGUGUUUGAAAUUUAAUGUAGUUUAUGAGAAGUAUGUUUAGGAUUUUAAAUUAUUUUUGGUUUGUUACAAUCUGUCAGAAAUUUUCUGUAAUAUACUAAACUUACGAAUGAUAAAUGUAUCAAAGAUGAAUAAAUUGUAGAAAUAA